Gongylonema pulchrum is the source of this 291-nucleotide messenger RNA. The record is from the annotation of a GenBank genome assembly. Lineage: Eukaryota; Metazoa; Nematoda; Chromadorea; Rhabditida; Gongylonematidae.
AUGAUGAUUUUGCUUAAAUUUCAGGAAAUGAAAGCUGUAAAUAGACAGUUGACAGUGGUGCUUAAUACAUUACUUACUGUUGCUGGUGGAUUUUUCUUUGGAUAUUUUGGAAUUAGUUAUGCCUAUCCCAGUCUCCAUCUGGAUAUGACAACUCGAAUGAUUCUUGGCCUACUUAUUGGUGCAAUAGUCUUUUUCGCCGAUUUAUAUUUUAUCGUCAAAGGGAUGGAUGAUUUCGUAGAAAAACCAAAAAAAGUUCGUUAUCGUGCUUAUUUAAAUCGUGAUGUUGGAUGA